CUGUUACUAUUCACCACUGUUCUCUUUCUUAUUCUGCGGCAGGUCAGAGGAAUUCACCUGAGCAAACUUCAACUUCUUCUUCUUCGUAAACUCCUGCUGCUGAGUCGCAGUCCAUAGGUCUGGCCAUCGGUUAUUGUAGUCGGAAAAGUGUAGCUGUUAAACUGGGGGCGACAGCUCAGUAAGUUUUAACAGCUAAUAACUGAUAUUGUUAAUGUUUAACCAGUCCGGGCUAAAGGUCAGUCAGAAAAAAAAAAACUUCUCUUUGUGAAUGAACUGAGAAAACACGUUGCACGGCGGAUGUUAAACGUUUACGUUACCUGAAGGUUCCCUGUCCCCUGCCAGGGCCGCCAUGGCAACGUUGUCACUUACCGGUAUGUCCGUGUCCACAGUUUCUCCCUGGAGAUGCUUCUCCCUCUGGCUCAGAGCUGUCAGCAAUUUCAACAGCUCAGGUGUGAGGGACAGCGACAUUUGGAGAUGAAUCUCUACAGGAGCUUUGGAAACCUUAUGGAGGCUUGGGUAACUGAAGGACGACUGUAUUCUGACACAGUAUCGCUUAGAAACAAUAAUGAAGACUCUCCUACAUCUUCCUCUGACAUGGGGACAAACCUGCGCUCAGAAUCAGUGGACUCGGGGGUGGAGACAGCCAGCUCUGACACAUUGUUUCCUGCUACAUCCUGCCUCGUCUCUGCAGAUAAUGCAGAGAUAGAUGCAUUUAUACCAGAAAGAGAAGUUGAUGGACUCACUCCAGCCUCUACAUCCCAGUCUCCUGUCCUCUCCUCUCCUGUGCCUUCCUCCUCCUCCUCUGCAUCCCUGCACCUCUGUCCCAGCAGACCUCAGGAGGGCUCCGCCGCCUUGCACCUAAAAGUGGAGCAAGCACUACAGAGGACUGACUCUAAACAUCAAAAGGACAACCCAGAGCCCCUUACAGUGGAGGAGGUGCUCAGGCGACAGCCUCGAGCAUCUUCUCUGCACAAAUGGCACAAACCGGAGUUAGUGAGAGGUCAAAGGUCAAAGAGUUUUGGUCUAAGGAGGACAGCCAACCCAUCGGUGUCUGUCAGGCAGAUGUCAGAAAAGUGCAGACAGCCGAUGUCUAUGAAUUGUGACAAGCAGAGAUCAGCGGAGCUUGGUGAGGAGGAGUCGACAGGACUGAGUCCCGGGCUGAACUACCUGGAGCAGGUGUGCCAAAUGUUGGAGGGAAUUGCCAGACAACAGAUGCACAACCGAGCGUUACGAAUGGAGAUGGAUGCCCUGCGGGAACAUCAAGACGCGCAGGCUCCCCACAUCUGUCAGAGAGACUCUAAAGCUGCUGGGGAGGACCUCUCUCUUUGUCAAAGGCUUGAAAACAUAGAAAAUGCAGAACACAAUUCUAGUGAACCCCAGCAGCAGAAAGAUAACUCUUAUAGACAUUUUCGGCAGAGAUCGGCUUCAGACACAACUAUCGCCACUCUGCAUUUGAGGAAGAUGAAAUCAGACUGCAGAGGGCAGCAUCUGAGUAUAAAUGACCUGCUGGAGAAGACAGAGGAAGACCAUGAAAAGGAGGAUUCUGAAAAGGAGGAGAGUAAUAAAAGUAACAAGAAUUGGAAAAUAAAAAUUGGGUCUUUGAGGAGAGUGGGGUCUUCUCUGAGAAAUACAGAGGGCCAACAGAUGCAGUCAUGUGAGAAAAAGUCGACCCAACGACGGUUGAGCCAGCUGUUCAGGAGGAAAACGAAGAAUCUGCCUGUAUAAAUGGACAAAAGUGUCUGUCAUGAUGUUUAGACAUUUUUUGGUUUCAUUUCUGCAGAGGAAUAAGCUUUUCUUUAAAUGUCUGAGCACUAUCUUCGCUAUCAAACUGACUUCCUAUUCAGCCCAUCUGAUGUAACAGUCUGCCAUGAUUAUUUAUUGCCCACUCUAUUGUUUCCUCCAUUAUUUAUAUUGAUAAAUGGUGUCAUUCUCUGUAAAACUUUGAUGUGAAACAAAAUACAUGUAGAGUUUUUUUCUCUGUCAUGUAAAGCCGUACAAAGCCUCAAA
Xiphias gladius (swordfish) is the source of this 2007-nucleotide messenger RNA. RefSeq lists its product as uncharacterized. The transcript has 7 exons. The record is from RefSeq and is a predicted model, not a curated record. NCBI's taxonomy places the organism in Eukaryota, Metazoa, Chordata, Actinopteri, Istiophoriformes, Xiphiidae. The coding region runs from base 403 to 1725 and encodes 440 amino acids.